CGUCCCGAAAGGUCCGUUCAACGACAUUCAGAGCUCUUAUCACUCGUUACCCGAAAGUCCCUGCUGUAGUCUGAAGUGCUGCCAAACUCACUAUCUACACGCCGCCAUUGGGAAGCGGUAGCGUCAUGGGUACAGGCGGACCAGGUAAAGGCGAAAAGACAGUGGACGGUCACCCAAGCCAGGCAACUUGGACGGCGAAAAUCGAACGCACGAUGUUUCCCGCAAUGGCGUUCCCCGAAGAAACCCCGCAUCCCCUCCCAACCGCCAUCCACGACCGCAACCUCACUCGCUUCCCGACCCGGCUACCCGCGCUGCACUCGCUCGCCUCCAACCCGACUGUCACAUUCACCCCCGACUCCAAACUCUGGUGGCCAUCCUACAGCGCGCGCACGCGGUCAGGCCUAUUCAGCGGGACCGAUUUUUUCUACGGGACAGGCGAAACUUUCCAAUACCGCACGUUCCUCCCCACCCAAAAGCAGGAGAACUACUACCUCGUCGGAUUGAUUUACUUUGCGCAUUCGACAGAGGGCGCCCCGCAGUGCGUGCACGGCGGCGCGAUCGGCACGGCGUUGGAUCAAUUACUGGCGAUUGCUGUGCACUCGGAUCCGGCUAAUAAGCAUGUCCCGCACAUGACGCUCACACUCACUGUGGAUUACCGGCGGCCGGUCCCGCUAGCGCAGGUGCUGGGGUUCCACUGCGGGAUCACGAAGCGAGAGGGGAGGAAGGUGUUUGUGGAGGGGUGCGUCUUUGAUGUGGGGAAUAAAGGCGGACAGGGCGGGAUGGAUCUUGCGACGUAUGAUUUUGGGAGGGAGCCGGUGCCGAAGGGAAUCAGGAGGAAACGCGAUGUUGUUAUUAGCAGUAAGCUGUGAGACGGGGGGAUGCGUGGCGAUGGGAGAGAUGACAUCGACAGUACAUAUGUCCGGUCGCUUUGGAUGCGAUCACCGACGAAUGUAAAUAUUAUGACGUUCAAAUGGACAUGGAAAGACUAAAAUGUACAUGUUUCCUUUCGCCACUCUGCGCCACAACUCGACCAAUCCAAAAAGCCGGCAAUCCUAGCGUAAGAUCCCUUCCCUCUGUAAACCACAUGUUACAUACUAUCUAACGCCCGAUGCGACUCCGGCAUCCUGUUCUUCCGGUACGUCCUGUAAUGCCAAUACUCCUUCUCAUGCAAGAACCGCAUUGUAUCCGCUGACGCGCAGGCUUCCCUGAAUGCAGCAUGCUGGAGGAGAUCUAGCAUAUACAGACUGUACGGGUAUCUGGGAAAACGUAGCCAUAUAAUGGGUGAUUAGGAUUAGAUCUUAAAUUCCUGAAAGCGUGAGGUAUCGACCGCCCCUCCCAUACGUGAU
Fimicolochytrium jonesii is the source of this 1346-nucleotide messenger RNA. RefSeq names its product HotDog domain-containing protein. The transcript has 3 exons. NCBI's taxonomy places the organism in Eukaryota, Fungi, Chytridiomycota, Chytridiomycetes, Spizellomycetales, Powellomycetaceae. The record is from RefSeq and is a predicted model, not a curated record. The coding region runs from base 126 to 869 and encodes 247 amino acids.